AUGUCUUACAGUGUGACUCUGACUGGGCCUGGACCCUGGGGCUUCCGUCUUCAGGGAGGCAAGGACUUCAACAUGCCCCUCACUAUCUCCCGGAUCACUCCCGGCAGCAAGGCGGCCCAGUCCCAGCUCAGCCAAGGCGACCUUGUGGUGGCCAUUGAUGGCGUCAACACGGACACCAUGACCCACCUGGAGGCCCAGAACAAGAUCAAAUCCGCCAGUUACAACCUGAGCCUCACCCUGCAGAAGUCCAAGCGUCCUAUUGCCAUCUCCACAACGGCACCUCCUAUCCAGUCUCCACUGCCAGUGAUUCCUCACCAGAAGGACCCUGCUCUGGACACGAACGGCAGCCUGGCGACUCCCAGCCCCAGCCCUGAGGCGAGGGCCAGCCCAGGCAACCUGGGCACCCUGGAUUUCGGGGACACCUUUAGCUCUUCCUUCUCCCAGACCUCUGUCUGCACCCCACACAUGGAGGCCCCGGAAUCUGUCCUUUUUCAGGGCAGCCCAAUGGCCAAAGCCAGCCCAGAGGGUGUACAGGGCUCAGUCAGCCCCAAAGUUCUGCCAGGCCCUAGCCAACCGAGGCAAUAUAACAACCCCAUUGGCCUGUACUCAGCAGAGACACUGAGGGAGAUGGCUCAGAUGUAUCAGAUGGGCCUCCGAGGGAAGGCCUCAGGUGCUGGACUCCUUGGAGGCGCCGACUACCAGGAACGCUUCAAUCCCAACGCCCUGAAGGACUCAGCCCUGUCCACCCACAAGCCCAUUGAGGUGAAGGGUUUGGGCGGCAAGGCUACCAUUAUCCACGCACAGUACAACACCCCAAUCAGCAUGUACUCACAGGAUGCCAUCAUGGACGCCAUCGCUGGGCAGGCCCAGGCCCAGGGCAGUGACUUCAGUGGGAGCCUCCCCGUGAAAGACUUGGCCGUGGAUAGCGCCUCUCCUGUGUACCAGGCUGUGAUCAAAAACCAAAGCAAGCCGGAAGAGGAGGCUGAUGAGUGGGCCCGCCGGUCCUCCAACCUGCAGUCUCGCUCCUUCCGCAUCCUGGCCCAGAUGACAGGGACAGAAUACAUGCAAGACCCUGACGAGGAAGCUCUGCGAAGAUCAAGGCCACAGGCCUCUGCGUACAACCCUGCAACAGCCACUUCUCCAGCACCCUCUGCCCACACCAGCUACAGUGAGGGUCCGGCUGCCCCUGCACCCAAGCCCCGGGUUGUAACAACCGCCAGCAUUCGGCCUUCUGUCUACCAGCCAGUGCCUGCAUCUACCUACAGCCCAUCCCCAGGAGCCAAUUACAGUUCAGCUCCCUAUACCCCCUCACCUGCUCCCUAUACCCCCUCACCUGCUCCCACCUAUUCCCCUUCCCCUGCACCAGCUUAUACCCCUUCCCCUGCCCCAAACUAUAGCCCUGCUCCCUCAGCAGCCUACAGCGGGGGCCCUGCAGAGUCUGCCAGCCGCCCACCCUGGGUGACUGACGACAGCUUCUCUCAGAAGUUUGCUCCUGGAAAGAGCACCACGUCUGUCAGCAAGCAGACCCUGCCCCGGGGGGCUCCAGGCUACAACCCAACAGGUCCACAGGUGACCCCUCUUGCCAGGGGCCUGUUCCAGAGAGCUGAACGCUUCCCAGCGAGCAGCCGGACUCCCCUCUGUGGACACUGCAACAAUGUAAUCAGGGGCCCUUUUCUGGUAGCCAUGGGCCGCUCUUGGCACCCAGAAGAGUUCAACUGUGCCUACUGCAAGAACUCCCUAGCAGAUGUGUGCUUCGUGGAGGAGCAGAACAACGUUUACUGUGAACGGUGCUACGAGCAGUUUUUUGCCCCGCUGUGUGCCAAGUGCAACACCAAGAUCAUGGGGGAAGUGAUGCGCGCUCUGAGACAGACAUGGCACACUACCUGCUUCGUCUGCGCAGCCUGCAAGAAACCUUUUGGAAACAGCCUCUUCCACAUGGAGGAUGGAGAGCCGUACUGUGAGAAAGACUACAUCAAUCUGUUCAGCACCAAGUGCCACGGAUGUGACUUUCCUGUGGAAGCUGGCGACAAGUUUAUCGAAGCCCUGGGGCACACCUGGCAUGACACCUGCUUCAUCUGUGCGGUCUGCCAUGUGAAUCUGGAGGGGCAGCCAUUCUACUCCAAGAAAGACAAACCACUGUGCAAGAAGCAUGCGCAUGCUGUCAACGUGUAGGGGCCCAGAGUGGCUGCUGCGGGCCGGGCCCUGGCUGCUCUUGCUGCCGACAAUGAAGGAGUCAAAGAUCUUUCUUCUGGGGGAAAAGGGGGACGAAAGGAAUGAUUGAGCCUUUUGAAGUCUAAUUUUAGUCUUUUCUGGUACACACAGAUUGUGUAUUUGCGUAGUUCAGACCAGAAGCCAAAAGAAGAUUCUAAAACCAGGUAGUAACUAAUCCUCAGCUGGAACCGCACUUCAGCCUUUUGGGAAAGGAUUCCAGGGAAUCAAAACUGAAAAACAAAAAAAGCAAUGUUCAAAAAUGAUACACGUCCCCAGCCAUCGCUGUCAUCAGUGCAGGGACAGGGCUCAGGGCAGUUACGGAGAAUCCAAAACACGCCGCGGAGUUCUGCAGGGCUCCUUGGCAAACACAAAGAUGUGCCAAACAGUAUUUGCUGUGGGGUUAUUUUUAGAGCCGGCACUGAGCGCUCCUUAGCUGAGACCCAUUGGGCCUUCCUCACCAAAAAAGGAAGAGUCGUUCCUUCAGCACCACAGAGCUUCCUCUGCGCAUCAGACUUCAGAUGUCGAAGAAACUGAAACAUGUACCGGAAGCCCAGAAACCUGAAGCGAUGUCGGGCCACCACUGGGAAAAUGAAGAGGUUCCGGAAAGGUCUGUGGCUCAUGCCACAGGCAACCGAGAAAAGAUGGACUCUCUUUGCAUCUCCCCCCCCCCCUUCAGUCUGAAACAUCUAACGUCCCUUGGGAAGCUUUGCUCCUUCUGAAUUGUCAUGGGGAAGUGAACGUGGGUUUUCCAGUUUUGCUUUACAGUGUGUCAGAAGAGGUUUGCAAAGGACUCUGGGUAGGAUUUAGCCUCUGUUUGGCUUGAAGAGGGUCCUGAGCAUGAAUGUCCCAUGCAUGUAUUUCACCCCCACCCAUGACUGCUCAUGUUGUGAGUGGGGGUAAAAUACAUCUUCCACAGCCCUAUCCUCAAACAAGCUUAGCGGAAAGAAAAGAGAGAUGGCGCCAAACACAGGGUAGCAGAGCAUGCUCUCAUGCCCAGCUGUGCUCCGGAAGAGUAGCUUGCUUUCUGCCAAACUCAGCAUGGGCUGCGGGAUGCCCACCUUCAGGGCUGCACCGUGCUCUUCACUUGUUCCUUUAAAUGCAGCACACCAAUUGCAUAAUCGCGCUGACUGCUGCAAGGAGGGGAAAAGAUACACUUGCCAUUUGGGCCGGUAUUUUGGAAAUAGCUUUGAACUAGACCUGGCCUUCAGAGUCCUUUACAGAUACGUAGGGCUAGAUAGAAGUAGAGAAAGUGGCUCCUUUCUGGGUUGGAGAUGGUACCGUCACUUUUCUUUCUAGGAAGUGCUGUUAGGAAGGAGGUUCAUUGGAAACGACAUUGACGCAGGCUGUGUGUGUACGUGUGUUUCUCACUGGAGCACAGUGUUCCGGCACUCUACAGGCUCACUGCCCUCUCUCUUUACUCCUGUUUGGGAUUUUUCUCUUUGCACGUUUGAAAUGCUUUAUGAGACUGCAUUCAAACUCUUCUUUCUUUUGAGGACUAAGGCUUUCAGGAGGUCGUCCUACUGAAGGGUGUCAGACAGAGCCUAGAUUGCCCAUGGUUUUUCUAAGUCAGGAAUCACCAGUCCCCUCCGGGCAGCAUGGAGGAUGGUUAGAACUGGGCUCCUACCAAGCGGCCCUUCUUUACUUUUGACUCAAAGCCUCAGGCUGGGUAAAUUCGGCUGGGACAGCCUGGAGAUUUGUUCAGAGAUACAGAACAGUACCUGUGCACAGUCUGAUAUGUUUGGAAAGUACAGAUACACAGGGACAAGGAGCUUGCUGACCAAACAGAAAGGUUCUAAAGCAGCUGAUUUUUUUUUUUUGAAAAAGUAUCUUAGGUUUUUUUUGUUUUGUUUUUGAGACAGGGUUUCUCUGUAUAACAGUUCUAGCUGUCCUGGAAUUAGCUUUUGUAGACCAAGCUGGCCCCAAACUCACAGAGAUCCCCCUGCCUCUGCCUCCAAGUGCUGGGAUUAAAGGUGUGCACCACUACUGCCCGGCUCAAAAAAAAGUAUCUAUUAAAUGGUCUGAAACUAGUUUUGAGGAAGGAAAAUAAAAAUUUCUAACGUUAUGUUUUCCAAAUCUCUUUUUCAAGGUUUUUUUUUAAUACAUGUGCACAGACACUGUUCUUCUGUAAUUUAUCAUUUUCUGUAGGAUCUUUAAGAAGAAAAGUAAAAUACCCCAAAGGAAAGCAUCACUAUUAUUCUAUAUUAAAUAGUUGUUUUAAAAAUAUUUAAUAGCUCAUGUAUAUUUUUGAAGGACUCUUAUUUUUCAAAACCAAAACAUUUUGGAGGUUAGAUGUAAUCAGAAUUUUCCUAGUACUCGGGAUGCUCUAGCUUCGUUUUCCAACACUGCCAAAAACCAAUUUAAAGGUGGUGGGCAAGGAGCUAGUUUCAAGAAUGGUGCACUGGAUGAGCCUGCACAGUGUUAAGGCUAAGGCUGUGUGGCGUUCAGGUUAACACCAAGGCUUUCCUGUGACAGCAAACGGUUUUUACUGGCUCGCAGGAGAAGUACAGUUUGUCUUGUCUUCUUAUUGUUGGCAUUAAUCUAAUGUACUCACACGCACUCUCCUUUUGCAGUAGAAUGACUUGUAUUGGCAGUGUUUGUGUUACCAAACUAGUCUUUGCAAUGUGAACUUCUCAACCCAAGGACUCUUGCUUUGGGUGUUUUUCCUUUCUUUUUGGUAAGUUUUUUGAGGUGGAAUAUAACGUGUUAGAGGUGUGCACAAAACUAUUUUGCAUGCUUUUGUUUCUCUUCUUUUUUUUCUUUCUUUUUUGGGGGAGGGGGGUUUGUGUAGAUUCUUUUUAGCAAAAUAAAAUUCAGAAAAAGAUACACAAAUACUAAUUUUUAUUCUGUGUAAAGUUCUUUCAUUUGUAAUUUAAAAAAAAAAGUAGCUGACAUCUAAAUGGCCACAAAUAAAAGUCUAAGACAAAAGAG
Microtus ochrogaster (prairie vole) is the source of this 5139-nucleotide messenger RNA. It is a transcript of the gene Ldb3, whose product is annotated as LIM domain binding 3. The coding region runs from base 1 to 2172 and encodes 723 amino acids. NCBI's taxonomy places the organism in Eukaryota, Metazoa, Chordata, Mammalia, Rodentia, Cricetidae. The record is from RefSeq and is a predicted model, not a curated record. The transcript has 13 exons. Gene Ontology annotation, molecular function: actin binding; muscle alpha-actinin binding. Gene Ontology annotation, biological process: heart development; muscle structure development; actin cytoskeleton organization. Gene Ontology annotation, cellular component: stress fiber; filamentous actin; Z disc.